Messenger RNA from Rhagoletis zephyria (snowberry fruit fly), 1203 nucleotides. Its product is annotated as endocuticle structural glycoprotein ABD-4-like. Gene Ontology annotation, molecular function: structural constituent of chitin-based larval cuticle. Lineage: Eukaryota; Metazoa; Arthropoda; Insecta; Diptera; Tephritidae. The record is from RefSeq and is a predicted model, not a curated record. Gene Ontology annotation, cellular component: chitin-based extracellular matrix.
CUAUGAAACCGCCAACGGCAUUAAGGGCGAGGAGACUGGCACACUAAAGAAGGCCACCUCACCGGAUACCAGUGAUGUGAUUAUCGCGCGUGGCUCUGUUAGCUACACAUCACCCGAAGGUAACCUAAUUACGCUCAACUAUGCUGCAGAUGAUGAGAAUGGCUUCCAGCCUCAAGGCGAGCAUCUGCCUACACCACCACCAAUUCCACCAGCAAUCCAAAAGGCACUCGACUACUUGCUCAGCUUGCCGCCAGCGAAGCGUCGUUAAGCAUUUAGCUCGUAAGAGAGGGGUGGACAGAUAGCUGUUAAGGAAGGUGAUGCCUUCUUUUAUGCACAGAAGUAAUGUGACAAUGCAACAAUUGUAUAAAUUCUUUUCUCCUAAAAUCUCUAUCGAUAUAUAUUUUUUUUUUGUUGAGAGAAUCCCUAAAAAAUAUUGCUGUACUGUACAACAAAGCUUAAGUAACUAUUUAGCCAACCUAAAACAUAUGGACGAAUGUGGACACGCUGCUCAUAAACUAUAAAUGAAACUAUCGCUAAAACUCACACACACACACACACACACAGGCACACAAUCCAAACAAGGAAAGGAAAUUUUUGCUAGCAUUAGUGAGUUGAAGUGCAAAUGUAUGUAAAUAAAUGAAGAAAGAAAUGAAAACUACUAAGUACACUGACUGAAUGAACCGUUAAAUGUUAUAAACAAAAAUGUAUAAGAAAAAAUGCAAAAAAAAAAAAAUAUUAUAAUAUAUAGUAUAAAAAAUCAACUGGCAUUUGCUCACUACUCCUAGCAAAUGUAAAUGUCUCUUUCAAUUUACAAAUUUUGCUUCAAAGCGAACUCAUUGCACACCGCAUCAUCUUCAACUUCAACUCUUCAACUUCAACUUCAACUCUACCUACGAUGAUACUCAGCAUUUCACUGCACUAAGUACUAAAGUAAAAAGUAAGAAAGCACCGCAUAUCACCAACGUCCUCUACACUCUACGACGCUCAUCCUUUGGAGUCCUCAGCACUUUUGCACUGGAAACCAGCAUUGCACUCCAUCAGUUUUUGGAACUUCCCUUUACAAUUAACACUAUAAGCUUUCUUGGUAUUUCUUUUUGUUUUUACUUUUUUGUAGUCGCCGGAACUUUAUCGCUUCGGACCCUUGUGAUAUCGUUGCUUUUCUAAAGAAACAAAAAUGGCAAUGCAUGUUUUGUAAAAAAAAAA